Messenger RNA from Nicotiana attenuata, 3342 nucleotides. Its product is annotated as probable serine/threonine-protein kinase cdc7. The transcript is spliced from 15 exons. Gene Ontology annotation, molecular function: protein serine/threonine kinase activity; ATP binding. The record is from RefSeq and is a predicted model, not a curated record. Gene Ontology annotation, cellular component: nucleus. Gene Ontology annotation, biological process: mitotic DNA damage checkpoint signaling; protein phosphorylation. NCBI's taxonomy places the organism in Eukaryota, Viridiplantae, Streptophyta, Magnoliopsida, Solanales, Solanaceae. The coding region runs from base 86 to 3157 and encodes 1023 amino acids.
ACUCAUCUCUGAUACUCUUUUCACUUUCUCUCAUUUCUCUGCAAAUUAAUCACAUGCUUUUCUCCACCUUCAGAUCUGAAAAUCAAUGGAAUUUCAACUAACCUCAUUCUCCGCCACCACCACUACUGCUAUUUCCGACAUACAAAAAGCAUGGCAUAUAUUCGCUCUUCUAUUAUCAACAGGACGACCAGUUCGGCCGUCGGAGCUUUCCUCCAAAUGCACCUUAUUUUCUACUUCGCCGGAUUACAUCGAGUUUCUCUGUUUCAUUCCUAAUUCUCCUCUCCAUUUAACGAGCAAUUACUUCGUCACUUUUUCUCAAUUAGGAUUUGUAUCAACCGUGAAAUUCUUUGCUAAUGCGAAUGUGUCUCCGGCUUACGUGCCUCAGCUGGAGUUUCGAGCUCUCCAGAUGAGACGAGUGAGUGAGUGUAUAUUUAGGGCUUACUAUAGGAAAAGGAAGAGAGCUAGAUCGGAGGUUCAGUAUUCACACGUGGUUACUAAAAGAAGAUUUUUCAACAAUUUUGACGUUGAGCAAGGAAGCCAAGUGAUGGUGAAUUUGCCUUCAAUGACUCGGAGGAUUUGUGGACAGGCAUAUCUCCCCAAUAGCAGUUUGAGUUGUGGCAUGAACCAGUUGACAAGAAUACCAUUGUCAUUGGCUUGCGACUUUAAUAGAGUUUAUGAAAUGUUCAGAUCUUCUUCGAUAAUUGAAGGUAGUGCCAGACCAUCAAGUUCUGGACUUAAGUAUGUUGAAUAUGAAUGUGAAGAGGAGAUAGACAAAGGAGAGCACAAUUGUAAAACAAAUUUUGUACACACACCUAUCUGUAAAUCUAAAAUUCUUAGUCAUAGCGUGUUCAACUUCCCUAAAUCAACCGCAGUUGAAAGUAUCACAGAUCCCGUGCUUCAGCUAAAGCCACUUCACAUUAGUUCAUUGGAAACCACAUGUACCAGUAUAACUGCUGAGAUGGUUGAUACAAAAGAAAGGAAAAUAAACUCUGACAUAAAUUCCUGUACAAAAGUGGACAAAGAAAUGGAAAUUCUGCUAUCUGCAGCUGAUGCUUCAGUCCAAGGUUUUGAAAGGAUGACUCAAAUGGAAAAUUUUGUGGGAGGCAACGAAGAAGAACCCGCUUCUUAUCCUGUUAGUAAUAGAAACACUAACUGCAGUGAGACUCAUCCAGCAAAGGUGGACAAAUCCCCUCAAGAUACUCCUUUAAAGAAUGCUACCAUAAAAUGUACGACAGCAUUUCUCCACAUGGAAACAGCAAAAACAGAUACGCCUCCACAGAAUCAUGCCAUCUUAGUGCACACACAAUCUGCUGGUCAGAAGCAGCUCCGAGAAUCAUCACCUAAUUCUAAACCCUUUCAAAGGGAUGUACUAAAUCACAGGGAGCAAAGGACCUCCAAGUCACCCAAGAUUCAUAAUGCUGCCAGUCUGCUUCUCGAUAAGGUACAACUCAGAAGAGAUGCAAAGUCAAUCCCCAUGAAGCUGAAGCACACACAGAACUAUGACUUGGGCAUGAGUAUUAAAGAGAGGAAUGGAAAUCCCAAAGAAAAUGGGGAAAAUUUCGUAUGUAACUCCACAAAAAAUCAAUCAGAGGAAAAACAAUUGCCUAACCUUGAGUCCUAUAUUGUGGAGGAUGAAGAGGGUUCAGGUGGUUACGGGACAGUGUACAGGGCAAGGAGAAAGAGUGACGGAGUGAAGUUUGCAAUUAAAUGUCCUCACCCAAACGCUAACAAACAACAUGUCCUUAAUGAGUUGAAGAUGCUAGAGCGCUUAGGGGGAAAGAACUUUGUAAUUAAGUACGAAGGAUCAUUCAAGAAUGGAAAUUCUGAUUGCCUUGUUCUAGAGCAUGUCCAGCAUGAUAGACCAGAGGUCUUGAAAAGAGAUAUAGAUGUUUCCCAGCUCCGGUGGUAUGGCUAUUGCAUGUUCAGGGCACUUGCUGGUUUACAUAAACAGGGUAUUGUUCAUAGAGAUGUUAAACCUGGAAACUUUCUUUUUUCUACCAAGGCUAAUAAAGGUUACCUCAUUGACUUUAACCUUGCCCUGGAUCUGCACCAGAAAUAUGGAACAUCAGACAAGACAAAGUUGAGCCAUGCCACAAGCUCUAAUAAUGGUCGUAUACCCCUUGGCAAGUCUCUUCCUCUAAUUAAACAAAGAAAAUACAUUGCAAAACUUGAGGAAGGCAUCAAUGAGGAAGCAGGAAAAGGUGUUAAGCCUCUAAUACGAUUGAAAAACCUGAAAAGGAAGGCUGACCAAGAAAAGAUCAGCGCAGAUAUUGCACAUAGGAGUAUUAAAAAAAGUCAAGGUGCUGAUGGUUCGGGGAUAACCUCAGCAAAGGAUGCAACAAGCAAUAGGACACCAUCAGCUGAAAGGUUGAGAGAACCCCUUCCAUCUCAAGGUAGGAAAGAGCUGAUUAACCUAGUGCAAGAAGCACUUCAAGGUUCAAACCAUGAAGAAACGAAUGGUCCAACUUCCAAGAGAAAAAGGGUUGCUGCAACUCCUGGAAAAGCAGAAAGGAAGUAUGUUUACCCAACUCCAAUGCCAUUGCAUUCAUCUGGAAUUGCCAUUGGUGGUGCUGGUUUGCUGAAAAGCAAAGGGGACGGGAAACACAAGCGAGAAGGACCAUGUGUUGGAACUAAGGGUUUCAGAGCUCCAGAGGUGCUAUUCCGAUCUGUACAUCAAGGUACAAAACUUGAUAUUUGGUCAGCUGGUGUCACCUUACUCUAUUUCAUUAUUGGCCGAACACCAUUUGCUGGAGAUCCUGACCAGAACAUAAAGGAAAUCGUCAAAUUGAAAGGAAGUGAAGAUUUGUGGGAAGUGGCCAAACUACACAACCGAGAAUCUUCAUUUCCAGCGGAUUUAUUUGACCUAAAAUCUCUGUCGCCUGUAAGAUUACGAGAUUGGUGUUUAAGAAACACCCGAAAACAAGAUUUUCUAGAGAUCAUUCCACAUUCCCUUAUUGAUCUUGUGGACAAGUGUUUAACGUCGAAUCCAAGAUUGAGGAUUAGUGCAGAGGAAGCCCUCCGGCAUGAGUUCUUUUCUCCAUGCCAUGAAGCUUUGAGAAAGCAUAGGCUUUACCGUCAAGGGCUCUGCCAAGAGAUCCAAGACCCAGUAUCUACACUUCCCUUACCAGAAAAUUCUCAAACAUGUGGAGUAUUAUAAACAAAGUACAUCUAGCUCUUUCGUUCUUUCUUUUAGCCUGUUGUGAUGUAAAAAUAGCUAACUAAUGAAAGUAAAUCUUUUAGCAAAUCUAGAGUUUAGUUGUGUAUUCAUAUAUGUUUACAGAUGUAUUCUAGUCAUGCAUAGAAACUUAAAGCCAUUGUGCAUUAACAUUUGACAACUACCUA